Molecule: messenger RNA, 6386 nt
Organism: Anarrhichthys ocellatus (wolf-eel)
Lineage: Eukaryota; Metazoa; Chordata; Actinopteri; Perciformes; Anarhichadidae
Gene: lrrfip1a
Product: leucine rich repeat (in FLII) interacting protein 1a
Exons: 17
Coding region: 844-5244 (1466 amino acids)
Biological process (GO): regulation of transcription by RNA polymerase II
Molecular function (GO): RNA polymerase II cis-regulatory region sequence-specific DNA binding; DNA-binding transcription factor activity, RNA polymerase II-specific
Source: RefSeq, a predicted model, not a curated record
CUCAAAGCAUGGAGUAAAUCUGCCUUAUCCUUGUGAUGAUACAUCUCUCUUUAUAAUACAAAGCAUGUUUGUGUGCUCACUUCAUGGAGUGAAUUAGAUGGAUUUGAGUUUUAUAUUCUGUCUUGUUUGCAAGAUGAAAGUUUCUUUAAGGAUUCUACAUUUAUAUUUUGAGAUUGUAGAUGAACAGUUCCGAUACAUUUGGUGAACUAAUGUGUAGGAAUCAAUCCAUGAAUGUGGACUAACUCACUACGUUUCAUGUAAUCCCAUCAAGUGAUUAUGUUCGGUCAUGUGCUUGUUCUUGCUGUUGUGCAGGGGCAUUGACUACCUUGGAGUCACUUAGGUUUGAUUUUGACCAAAGGAACACUGUGUGCCAUAGGGCUAUCGUGCUCCAACCAAAACACAGUGCGCACUAUUUAAGGCUCUGUUAUGUCUCAAAAUGUUAAGCGCCAUUUUUUUCUGCGCUAUGUAAUGUGGAAAAAUUCUUCAUAUUCAUCAUUCUCAUGGGCGUAGGAGAUCCAGUGUAUUGGACUCAGUGGGUUUACUCGCUGAAUCAGUGUGGUCAAAUAUCUUGAUGGUGAAGGGAUAGUUUGGAUGUUUGUUUAAGUGGGGUUAUAUGAGGUACUUCUCCAUAGUCAGUGUGUUACUGACAGUAGAUGGAGUUAGGAGAAAGCAAAACAAUGUACUGCUGUGGACUGGGGAGCAACUAAACCUGUUUCUGACACCUAUCAGCUUCUGUUCUCUGUCAGAAAGUCCAAAAUACAAACUAUCCCGUUGCAUUUUCUGUCUGGUAUGUGCCGUGUGUUGCUUUGGUUUUUCUAUUAAUAGUGACAGUAACUAAUAACAAUGUCGUUGCUGUGUGUAUACAUUCUUCAGAGAGGCGAGAAUAGAAUUGUACAUAUAGCCUGCUUUCACCCUUCACCAUUCUCCCUCUCUUUCUCUCACCCUAAGGACUCAAAUAAGAAGUCAAAGAAAAAGAAGAAACAAAAGCACAAAGACAAAGAUAAGAACGGCUGUGACGAUGAUUACAGUGUCGUGUCCAGCAGGAGCUCCAGACUCGGUGAUGAAAGCCGAGCGUCUCGCUCCUCCAGGCUAGACCUCACGAGCUCCAGACUGAGUGAUGACACCCGGGUGUCUCGUGCCUCCAGAUUAGACCUGCAGCCGGCCUCUUAUGCUUCCUCUGACUUGUACAGCUUCAAUGGUCUGUCCUCUUCCAGAAAACCAGGUUCAUCUUUCAAUGAUUACCAGAGCUCCUUGUAUGAAGAUGGCCUCAGCGGUGGGUCACAGCGAGUCUCUGGCUCCAGCUCUCGACCUUUAGAGUACACUAGUUAUCGCAGCUCCAGCUCCAGAGCCUCGUCCAGGGCCGGUUCGGCCCGCGCCAGCCCAGUGGAACACAGCGUCUCUGUUGCCAGUUUUUUGAGGAGCGCGGCCGGUAGCGGCGGCCUCCACCGGGACCUGGACGAUGUUACAAUUCCUGACUUUCCCGAUGUGGAGGACAGAGAUUAUCUUGAGAAGGGAUCUCGAGCAGCUUCUGCCUUAACAGCAGCAACCCUCACCUCCGUAGGCGGGACCUCGUCGCGGAGAGGAAGCGACGAGACGGCUUUUACUAUAGAUGCAGAGACGUCUAUACGAGAAAUCAAGGAGAUUCAUGAACUGAAGGAUCAGAUUCAAGAUGUGGAAUCCAAGUACACGCAGAACCUAAAAGAAGUCAAGGAUGCGUUAGUGGAAGUGGAGGAGAAGUACCGUAAGGCCAUGGUGUCCAAUGCCCAGCUGGAUAACGAGAAGAACAACCUGAUGUACCAGGUGGACACGCUCAAGGACUCGCUCAUGGAGCUGGAGGAACUUCUGUCUGAGUCGCGCCGCGGAUAUGAGGAGAAAGUCAAGGAACACGAGCGUGAGAAACAUGCUCACACGGUGCUUCAGUUCCAGUUCACUGAAAUGAAAGAGACGCUAAAACAAAGUGAAGAGCUGCUAAACGACAUCCGUCAGCUGCGUAUCAAACAGGAAGGCUUUGUUAGAGAAAUCUCUGACCUGCAGGAGACGGUGGAGUGGAAGGAUAAAAAGAUUGGGGCCCUAGAGCGACAGAAAGAAUACACAGACGCUAUUCGAGUUGAGCGAGACGAGCUCAGAGAAGAGACGGUGAAGCUGAAAGACAUUCUGAAGAAACAUGGAAUAGUACUGGGUCCUGAUCUGAACAUCAAUGGAGAGAUUGGUGAGGCAGAAGUGGACGGGUCCCCCAGUGCAGACCCUGCUACCCAACCGGCUCAGGACUCACAGACCGCCCCAACGGAGGGGAACGGCAUGCUCGGCAACACAGAGGAGACUCCGUUGAGAAGUAGCGGAGAGGAAGAGGUCGAUCCAGAGCAGCAUCGAGAAAUGUUUGAGGAAGAAAAAGGGAAUCGCGUGAGCUGUGAUGCACUCUGUAAUGUUGAUGGUGUGUCCACGCUGGAAACAUCGAGCGAAGAACAGCCAACAGAAGAACAGACGUGCUUAGAUGAGGACAAGAAGACGGCCGCAGAAGAAGACAAUGUUGAAGAAAGUGUUGUCAGCAAGGACUUAAAUGUUGACAUUAUUGACCAAUCAAUCACAGAAGCCAAAGAUAUAAUCAUGUGCAGCCCUGAGCUUCAAGAGAUUGUAACAAGUUCUGAGGAAAAUGUUCCAGAAACCCAAGCGCCUAAAGGGGGAGAUUUAGAGGAGACAAGUAACCCAGGUUUAGGGGAGACAGAAACCAAAAGCAGUAGUGUUGACACACAGAGUGAUGACAUUAGAGAGUCAUGUAACAACCUAUUUGAGGAGCAAGAAAACAAACAGGAAGAUGAGGAAAGUAACUUGCAAAGUACAGAAUCAUGUCAUCAGCAAAAAGUUGCACACAGUGUUAUGACAGAAAGUUUGCCUAAUGAGUCCGACCCAGCCGUGUCAAACACCGAACCUCAACAAGAGCCUAAGAAUGCAGAAGAGGCAGAGAACGACGAGGCAGAGGAAAUAUCAGGUAAAUGUCAGCCUCAGGGUGCCGCUGCUGCAGGGAAGAAGAAGAAAAGGAAGAGGAGAGGCAAAAAGAAAGGAACGCAUGACGAUAAGAACCAACAAAAAGAUGGAGCUGACCAAGAAAAAGGCAAAAAAGAAAUAAACGAAUCAGCUACAAGAAAUAAUGGGCCAACGGCAGAACCUGAACUCGACGGUUCUGCCACUGAAACCCUCAAGAAGUCAAGGGUGGAUCAAGAAGAGGGAGUAGAAGCAGCGAAACCCAGGGAAACCUUUUUAACCAAUGAAACUCUGAAAGAAUCGGCAGUGGAACUUGUUACAGAGGAGCACGACAACGAAGAAAAGUUGGAGACGGAGAACGUAGAAGAAGCGGAACCCGUGGCAACUCCCAAGGAAGAAAGGUCGGAUCAUGUUACGGAUGAACAGAACAAGCGACUAAGUUCGCAAACUGAAACGGUAAAAGCAGUAGAGGCAGUGGCUCCCGCUGAUACCUUUUCUCAUGUUGAAACUCUCAACUCCAGAACAAAUGCCAGAAAGGAUGAGCAACACGAGGAACAAACUUUGGAAACUGAGAAAGUAGAGGAAGUGGGAUCUAUAACAAGUCCUGUUCCAGAGACCAACCUCAGCACUUCUGAUCUUAUCGACAACUCUAAAGGUGCGGAGAGCACUGAUGGUCUCGACAGAGAGGGUUCUUCCAGUGUAGAUAACUCUAAAAGUGAAACCGAGAUCUCAAGCACUGACAAUGUCAUCCACAUGGAGUCAGAAAUUGUUGAUGGUGUAGAGGAUGAAGUUGGGUCUAUUGAUGAGAUGCAAUCUGAAUGUACAACUACUAACCCCGAGAACACCUUUAAAACAAGCUGUAAGGAAAACACUGAAGAAUCGCAUGUUCCAAGCAAUGGAGACAUUGCUGCUGAUGAGUCUGAAUCCACAAGCAAUCCUGAGAGUAAGGACAGCGCGUCUGUGUCCCAGUUCUUUAUCGAUGUCUUCACCAACGCUUUCAAGAGCUUGUCUGGCUCAGAGCCGUCCGCAGCCGUGAACUCGGGCAGCGGUGACGCUUCCAUCGAGGUUUCUGGUGGAGGUCCAGAGGAAGCGACUGAGACAGUCAGCGAUGACGAGGAGCCAGGAGCAAAGACUGAGCAGGAAGCCUUUCCUCCUGACGGGGAGGAUUCUGAGCUCAAAUCAGACGGAACUGAAAAGGAGGAGCUGAACGGAGGCUUGAGAGUCGCAGAGGGUUUAGUUGAGUCAGACCGCUCACAUGAUGAAAAAGGUGACCGUUGUGACAGUGCAUCUUUAACAAAAACCACCGAUGCAUUUGACUCUGUGAAGAGUCUGGUGGAGACUGUUGGAGUAGCGCAGGCCGAACAACUGGGUAACGUACAAAGCCAGGAUCCGACAGAGGAAUCAAAUGUCGGAGUGUCCUCUGAAACCGAAAACAUCAAUACCAUUGACCUGUUGACAACACCGGACUCUCCAAAAGAAGCUACUGAAAUUGGGUCCUCAACGGAGCAGGACCACAGAGCUGAAGAGUCAACCGUUGAAGAGGAUCCAGAACAUAAAAACAGUCAAAAUGACCCACAUGAUCCAAGCGAGACAGAGCAACUGCAUGAACCCGGCAAAGACAAGUCUGAGGAUGAUGAUUUGUCUCAACCCACCCUGCAGGACAGCGAGGAAGAGGAUGAAGGCCAUUCUUUUGAUUUCAAUGACAUGGACGUGGAGGAGGCUGUAGCGACAAGUCUCCUUGAAAACCGGAGCCAGGAAGAAGUGGGGGAGGGAGUUGAAGUCAUGCCGGAUGAAAGCAACAAUGGUAGUUUGUCAAAUGAGAGUAGACCAGACGAGCCAGUUGAAAGCACGGUUGACGGGGGUAACCAGGUAGAGUCACUGGAUACUGCGCCUCCAGACAACCUCAACUCUGGUGAGGACGCCUCGUCUGAAAAGGGGGAACGGGUGGAAGAUGUGUGUGAAAAGCAGAAAAACAUUCCAGAGGAAGAAGUGGAUGUGGCAGAUGAGCCCGGGCACAUUGCAGAGGAAGGAGAGCUUUUGAGUGUUGGAGAGGUGUGUGCUGUUGCAGAGGACAUUGUCCAGGCGGCGUCUAUGCCCGUGGAGGAAGGAUUAGAUGCCAUUAAGCUUGAGCUACAGGGCGGAGAUUCACCAAAGAGAGCAGAACAAGUGGCCAGCAGUAAAGAGCCACAGCAGACAGGGAAAGAUGUGAAGAAGAAUGGCAAGAAAGGCAAAGGCAAGGGCAAAGAGGAGUGUAAGAUGUCUUAGCUUAUAGCUAGUAUAUAGUAUAGAUAUAUAUCAUUUCAUCUGGCUUUGCUUAGCUGUUUACAAAGUAGUAAAAUACAUUUGUGCCGCACUUUGAUACUUUCCCAAAUGAAUAUACGUUUGUAUAUGAUUUUAAUUGACUCCAUGUAAACUGUCUGAAGGACAGCUGUCAGUAUCACAACGUGAGCUGCUUGGUGACGGUAGAUCUGACUAUUGGACAAUACUGCACUUGCUAUGUCAUGUAACAUUAUUUUGUCAUUGAUGCACAUUCAUCAUGCUGCUUGUUAUGCGUCAUGGAUGGAUAAUAUUGUAUCACAUCAUUUUCUCAUGCUACAAUUUCAGGAUUGAUUUAUUCAUUGCAUAGGUGUUCAAUAGAAACACACAGAUGUUAUUUGGUAAUUCGUUAGUUAGUGAACUAGCUUUUACAUGUUCCAGCGGUAAUGUUGAUGGUAAAAAUGCGAAGUGCUUGGAGACCCUGAUCUGUUCUCAGGGAGUAAUACAACUGCUGUUUGAAAGUCAUUUCCAUCUACAAGAAUGGGAAAAUGUAUGACACAUGUAUAUUUGCAUUUUGUUGCACUUAAUGGAAAAGACGAAUGUAGUGCGUCCUCGCCGAUAUGCCAAUAAACACCCUGCUGUUACCAGUUUGAAAUGUUGAUCCAAAUGCAUUUUUUGUAGGGAAAUUGAUGGAACGCAAUGUGUCGGCAGUCAUUCAGUCAGCACAUGUACACAUAGAUCUCCGGUUACACCUUACUGUGUGGUCACAUAGUGAGAAUGUAGUCAGCUGUGUGCUCUCGUAUUGACCCUCCUCUCCACAGUUUGUGCAUGCUAACAACCUACCCCCCACCCACACACACACUCCCGUUCCAUCUAUCCCCACGGAAGCCUGCGCUGUUGCAUGCAUCAACUCUCCCCCCCCACCGCUCCCACCAUCUCCUUGGCUCCUCCCACCCCUGGUAUGUGAACUUCUUUUUAUUCAAAGAUGGAUGGCGGCAGUUGUGAUAGUUGUUUGUGAUGCACGACGCUCCAUUUGAAUUAAUGAUCUGUGACCGAGACGAUGUCGAGUGUCUUCUCAAACGUGUGUUUUAUCUCGUAGAGAUUCGUCUGAGGAAACUGGUGGAUGAGCGGGAAAAAAUGAUCGAGCAGGU